AUGGCAGGGCUGCUCUCCAGACUGCACUGCCCCUUAAAGCAGGCUCAAAUGCUGCUGCUGUGCCUGGGCAUUGCCUACUUGAUGGCAGGAAGCAUCCUGCUCAUGCAACGAUCCAACAUCCGAGUCGCCCAGCCAAGCUUCCUUGUGCUUCCUCCCUUGAUGUCACUCGCAGCACCUCCGACCACCCUUGGGACCGCUGGCUUGGGUGUGAGGCUGCGUUCCAGAUGGGCCGCAGUACAGUCUGCAUCUGGUGCCAAGGCAGGGCAACACUGGCCCACCUCCCAAAACCUGGGAGUUCAACACCAGCAUCGUCACUGGUUUCACAGUGCAUUAGCAGAGAGUCCAGACAAUGCAAGUCCUGUCCAAAAGAAGAUCAGCCAUAAAGGGACUUAUAUGGGUUGCUUCCUGCACAAUGCCAGCGAGCGAGCCCUCGGGGGAGUUAUGCUUUAUGACCUGCGGAAAAUGACCAGCGCUCUGUGUCAAGACACCUGCUCAGAAAGUGGGUUCCAGUUUGCAGGGUUGGAGUAUGGUGCUGAAUGUCACUGCGGGAACAGGAUCAGUAGCCUGCAGGUUGCCGAGGAGGAUUGUAGUCUGCCUUGCCGAGGCGAGAGGGCAUCUCCUUGUGGUGGCGUGGGACGUCUCUCCAUUUACAAGGUGCAAGAGCAGAUGCCCGGUCACCGCAAAUUCAAGGAUGCUUACCAGCGAGGCUGCUUCAAAUUGGACAACGACACUAUCAACACCUUCCCCUUUCACUCAUUUAAAAUCAAUCUAACAGCACAGUCCUGCAUCGAGAUUUGUACUGACAAGGAGCUACCGCUUGCAGUCUUCAGGAAGCCACAUUGUUUCUGCACUUGGGCAUCCUCUCUCUUCAGUCUUGACCAGCAGUCUGCUAGACAUCAGUGCAUGGAAAACACUGGCCAAAACCGCAUUAGCAACUCUACAUCAUUAGUGGCUGAACAGGACUACUAUCAGGUCUAUCACACACCUGUUCUUGACUCCAGAUGCAAGGAGAGGAUGUUUCUACCGCAGAGAUCCAGCUCUCUCGUGGCUCUCUCCAGUUUUCCUGGUGCUGGCAACACUUGGGUCCGACACUUGAUCGAACUCAUGACGGGUUAUUACACAGGCAGCUUCUAUUUUGAUGGCACCUUGUACAGCAAAGGUUUCAAAGGGGAGAAGGACUUCUGGAGGAGUGGUCGUAACAUUUGUGUAAAGACUCAUGAGAGCGGAAAGAAAGAAAUCGAGAUGUUUGACUCUGCCAUUCUCCUGAUUCGGAACCCAUAUCGGUCCCUUAUGGCUGAAUUCAACCGAAAGUGUGCUGGGCAUUUAGGACAUGCAUCAGAAGCUCAAUGGAAGAGCAAAGAAUGGCCAGAAUUCGUCUCCAGCUAUGCCCCCUGGUGGGCGUCCCAUGCAUUAAGUUGGUUGAAAUUUGGAAAUCACCUACAUGUAAUCCAUUAUGAGGAGCUACAGAGAGCUCUUCUCCCUCAACUCCGGCUCAUCACAGCCUUCCUUAAUAUCACCGUGACUGAGGAGCGGCUGAUCUGUGCUCAGAGCAACCAAGAUGGUUACUUCAAAAGGCCAGGGCCCCAGCAGCCGUCCUUUGAUCCAUUUACCCCUCACAUGAGGCAAAUGAUAGACACCUUCAUUCAUACUGUCGACAUGGCACUACAGAGCAGGAACUUCAGUGGCCUUCCAAAAGAAUACCUACCAAGAUGA
Messenger RNA from Nerophis lumbriciformis (worm pipefish), 1713 nucleotides. Lineage: Eukaryota; Metazoa; Chordata; Actinopteri; Syngnathiformes; Syngnathidae. The record is from RefSeq and is a predicted model, not a curated record.